Acanthoscelides obtectus is the source of this 105-nucleotide messenger RNA. The record is from the annotation of a GenBank genome assembly. NCBI's taxonomy places the organism in Eukaryota, Metazoa, Arthropoda, Insecta, Coleoptera, Chrysomelidae.
AUGGCGCGCUGCGCGUGUUCUGCUAAUCUUCGACCGGUAGGUGAUUUAUCGAUCCACAAAAAUUCCAUUAAUUUUGCUGUUGCCACUGCAGAGUUAGGCACAUGA